This is a messenger RNA of Rangifer tarandus platyrhynchus (Svalbard reindeer), 2559 nucleotides long. The record is from the annotation of a GenBank genome assembly. NCBI's taxonomy places the organism in Eukaryota, Metazoa, Chordata, Mammalia, Artiodactyla, Cervidae.
AUGCUGGGCCUGACUUUCCUGGGCCUCGUGGCUGCACUGGGUGUCAGGCUGGGGGCCCCAUUGUGCCUGUCCCGGCAACUCAGCCUGCCAGGGGACUAUAUUCUGGGCGGGCUUUUCCCUCUGGGCUCGGCCGAGGAUACCGGGUUAGGUGACAGGAUGCAGCCCAAUGCCACCAUGUGCACCAGGUUGUCGGCCCCCGGCCUGCUCUGGGCACUAGCCGUGAUGAUGGCUGUGGAGGAGAUCAACAAUGCGUCCACCCUGCUCCCUGGGCUGCGUCUGGGCUAUGACCUGUUCGACACAUGCUCGGAGCCCGUGGUCGCCAUGAAGCCCAGCCUGGUGUUCAUGGCCAAAGCGGGCAGCCGCAGCAUCGGCGCCUACUGUGACUACACGCAGUACCAACCCCGCGUGCUGGCUGUCAUCGGGCCCCACUCAUCCGAGGUUGCCCUGGUCACUGGCAAGUUCUUCAGCUUCUUCCUCAUGCCCCAGGUCAGCUACGGCGCCACCACUGACCGGCUGAGCAACCGCGAGACAUUCCCAUCCUUCUUCCGCACGGUGCCCAGCGACCGUGUGCAGGCAACGGCCAUGGUAGAGCUGCUGCGGGGGCUACGCUGGAACUGGGUGGCCGCCGUGGGCAGCGACGAUGAGUACGGCCGGCAGGGCCUGAGCCUCUUCUCCAGCCUGGCCAACGCCAAGGGCAUCUGCAUAGCUUAUGAGGGCCUGAUGCCGCUGCCCCGUGCUGGCGGCACGCGGCUGGGCUCUGUGCAGAGCCUGUUGCACCAGGUGAACCACAGCAGUGUGCAGGUGGUGGUGGUGUUCUCCUCUGCACAUGCCACCUACAGCCUCUUCAGCUAUACCAUCCACUACAAGCUCUCACCCAAGGUAUGGGUGGCUAGUGAGGCCUGGCUGACCUCAAGCCUGGUUAUGAUGCUACCGGGCAUGGAGCGUGUGGGCACGGUGCUUGGCUUCCUGCAUCAGGGUGCCGAGAUGCCCGAGUUCCGGUCCUAUGUGCAGACCCGCCUGGCCCAGGCCGCCGAGCCCGCCUACUGCGCCUCACUAGAGGCAGGGCGGCUGGGUCUGGAGGAACACGUGGUGGGGCCACGCUGCCCGCAGUGUGACCGCGCCUCCCCGGAGAACGUGACCGAUGGGCUGCUUUACCACCAAACCUUUGCCGCCUAUGCAGCCGUGUAUAGCGUGGCCCAUGCGCUUCACAAAGUGCUGCUCUGCAACUCCUCGGGCUGCCCCACACAGGAGCCCGUGCGGCCCUGGCAGCUCCUGGAGAACAUGUACAACAUGAGUUUCCGUGCAUACAACCGGACCCUGCAGUUCGACACCAGCGGGAAUGUGGACCUGGCUUAUGACCUGAAGCUGUGGGUGUGGCGGGACCAGAUGCCCACACUGCGCACCGUGGGCAGCUACAACGGCAGCCUGGAGCUCCAGUUCUCCAACAUGAUCUGGCACACCCCGGGAAACCAAGAGCCCGUGUCCCAGUGCUCGCGGCAGUGCAGGGAGGGCCAGGUGCGCCGCGUGAAGGGCUUCCACUCCUGCUGCUACGACUGUGUGGACUGCAAGGCAGGCAGCUACCAGCGCCACCCAGACGAUGCCCUCUGCAGCAAGUGUGACCAGGACCAGUGGUCCCCAGACCGGAGUACCCGGUGCUUCCCCCGCAGGCCCAGGUUCCUGGCGUGGGGGGAGCCGGCAGUGCUUGGGCUGCUCCUGCUGCUGGGCAUCGUUCUGGGUCUGGUGCUCAUGGCCCUGGGACUCUUCACCUGGCACCGGGACAGCCCACUAGUUCAGGCCGCAGGGGGGCCCCGAGCCUGCUUUGGCCUGGCCUGCCUGGGCCUGGUCUGCCUCAGCGUCCUCCUGUUCCCUGGCCGGCCCAGCACUGCCAGCUGCGUGGGUCAGCAGCUGCUGCUUCACCUCCCACUCACCGGCUGCCUGAGCACACUAUUCCUGCAGGCGGCCGAGAUCUUUGUGGGCUCAGAGCUGCCACCUAGCUGGACAGACUGGCUCCACAGCCGCCUGCGGGGGCCCUGGGCCUGGCUGGUAGUGCUGCUUGCCAUGCUGGCAGAGGCGGCGCUCUGCUCCUGGUACCUGGCAGUCUUCCCACCGGUGGUGGUAACAAACUGGCACGUGCUUCCCACGGAGGCACUGGUGCACUGUCGCGUGAGCUCCUGGAUCAGCUUCGGAGUGGUGCAUGCCACCAACGCCAUGCUGGCCUUUCUCUGCUUCCUGGGCACCUUCCUGGUACAGAGCCGGCCUGGCCGCUACAACAGCGCCCGCAGCCUGACCUUCGCCAUGCUGGCCUACUUCAUCACCUGGGUCUCCUACAUCCCACUCUUUGCCAAUGUACACAUGGUCUCCCACCCCCCUGUGCAGAUGGGCACCAUUCUCUUCUGUGUGCUGGGCAUCCUGGCCACCUUCCACCUGCCUAAGUGCUACCUGCUGCUGUGGCGGCCAGACCUCAACACCCCUGAGUUCUUCUUGGGAGGGGGUCCCAGUGAUGCCAGAGGGCAAGGCAGCAGUGGGGUUGGGGAGGAGACUCAGGGGAAAAACAAGUGA